Messenger RNA from Saccharomyces paradoxus, 504 nucleotides. It is a transcript of the gene TAF13, whose product is annotated as Taf13p. The record is from RefSeq and is a predicted model, not a curated record. The transcript has a single exon. Gene Ontology annotation, biological process: RNA polymerase II preinitiation complex assembly; transcription by RNA polymerase II. NCBI's taxonomy places the organism in Eukaryota, Fungi, Ascomycota, Saccharomycetes, Saccharomycetales, Saccharomycetaceae. Bases 1 to 504 code for a protein of 167 amino acids. Gene Ontology annotation, molecular function: protein heterodimerization activity. Gene Ontology annotation, cellular component: transcription factor TFIID complex.
AUGUCAAGGAAGCUGAAAAAAACGAAUUUGUUCAACAAGGAUGUAAGCUCCUUGCUUUACGCUUACGGCGAUGUGCCACAGCCACUACAAGCUACCGUGCAGUGUUUAGAUGAAUUGGUAUCUGGAUAUUUGGUAGAUGUUUGUACUAAUGCAUUUCAUACAGCCCAAAAUUCUCAGCGCAAUAAGCUCCGAUUGGAGGAUUUCAAGUUUGCUCUUCGCAAUGAUCCGAUAAAACUUGGGAGAGCAGAAGAAUUAAUAGCUACUAAUAAGUUGAUUACGGAAGCCAAAAAGCAGUUCAAUGAGACGGACAAUCAAAACUCGUUAAAGAGGUACAGAGGAGAGGAUGAAGAGGGUGACGAGAUGGAGGAAGAUGAAGAUGAGCAGCAGGUGACUGAUGACGACGAGGAAGCGGCCAGUCGUAAUAGUACUAAACAAUCUACAGAUUCAAAGGCAACGAAGACUAGAAAGCAAGGGCCUAAAAAUCUCAAGAAAACAAAAAAAUGA